CUCUUUUAUAACACCCGUGUCCCAAUUACUCUUUCUUUCACUGUCUUCCAACUUCCCAGAUGGUUCCUAGCUAGCUCUAGCUGGGAGUCUGGGACCCAGCUUCCAAACACGCAACUGCGAAUCGAGUUAUCGAGCCAGUUUCCAUCUCGAGACGAGACCCGUGCAUUCAUCGUUCCAUUCUUCUCAGAUCACGAAUCACGAUCAAAAGCUUCCUGUUCCUGAACAAGAUCAGUUGUCCAAGUUGUCAUUUUUCAUGCACAGAUCAAGCCUCGAAGAUGUCGGGCCAAAGCCAGCGCCUGAAUGUGGUUCCCACUGUUACAAUGCUUGGAGCCAUGAAGGCUCGCCUUGUUGGCGCAACGCGGGGUCACGCUCUACUGAAGAAGAAGAGUGAUGCCUUGACCGUGCAGUUCCGCUCCAUCCUUAAGAAGAUCGUCUCUACUAAGGAAUCCAUGGGAGAGAUCAUGAAGUCCUCCGCCUUUGCAUUAACUGAAGCCAAGUAUGUUGCUGGAGAGAAUAUCAAACACACUGUUCUUGAGAAUGUCAAGAAUGCGUCUCUGAAAGUUCGAUCCCGGCAAGAGAACGUUGCUGGCGUCAAGCUCCCCAAGUUUGAUUACUUCACUGAAGGUGAGACAAAAAAUGAUCUAACUGGGCUAGCCCGGGGUGGACAGCAGAUUCAACUAUGUCGUGCUGCUUAUGUCAAAGCGAUUGAGGUCCUUGUUGAGCUUGCGUCGCUGCAGACGUCGUUCUUGACGCUUGAUGAGGCGAUCAAGACUACGAACCGUAGGGUUAAUGCUCUGGAGAAUGUUGUGAAGCCGAGGUUGGAGAACACAAUAAGUUACAUCAAGGGGGAGCUGGACGAGCUUGAGAGGGAAGACUUCUUUAGAUUGAAGAAGAUACAGGGUUACAAGAAGAGGGAGAUCGAGAGGCAGAGGGCAGCGGCUAAGCAGUAUGCAGAGGAGCAGUUUGCGGAGAAAGUUUCCCUGCAGAGAGGGAUUUCAGUAAAUUCUGCACACAACUUGUUGUUUGCAGCAAAUGAGAAGGAUGAAGAUAUAAUUUUCUGAUUUAGAGGUUAGUUUCUUCGUUGUUUUGGUUUCACUGUUUGCUUAUCCAGAAAAAGUCUUUCAAUGAUUUUGAUGGAUAAUACUAUUUUCUGAAUAAGAGAGUUUGAUGUCUUCUUAUGUCCGAACCUUUUUGUACAGUAAUUUGUGAUUAGAUAUUUAUCUAUCCAAGAACUUUAGAACAAUGAGUUCUGCUCUUAUACAAUAAUAAUUUUUUUGUCACCUA
This is a messenger RNA of Nelumbo nucifera (sacred lotus), 1284 nucleotides long. RefSeq names its product V-type proton ATPase subunit D-like. The record is from RefSeq and is a predicted model, not a curated record. Lineage: Eukaryota; Viridiplantae; Streptophyta; Magnoliopsida; Proteales; Nelumbonaceae. Gene Ontology annotation, molecular function: proton-transporting ATPase activity, rotational mechanism.